AAACCACUUGCCUUUGACCAUCAUCACCGUUCGUCAUCGUCAUUCACCAUGCAGACCUCUCAGCCAUUGUUCAUCAUUGCUCGUGCAGGAACGUCGUCAUUAGCUCGUGGAGGUGCAACUCGUGCAAGUCAAACCUCUGUUCGCUCGUGCAACUUGUGCAGGUUUGUUCGCCAUUUAGCUCGUCAUCAGUGUCAGAUCUGCAGAUUUGGUCGUGAGGUUUUCAGAUCCAGUCGUCUAUUUGCCCGAUCUACUCAUAGGUCUUCUGAUCCAGUCAUCAAUGUGGUGAUUCAGCUCUAUUUCAUAGGUCCGACACUCGCCGACGUUGUGCAUGUGCCAGAUCUUCCAGUCUCAACUCAGAUCUAUUCCAAUCUUCGAGCUCCGGAUCAAAUCCGUUCAAGCUUGUGGGUUGUGUGAAGUUCUUCACAAUUUUUUAUCUAAUUUACUAUGAUCGAUAAGGAAGGCAGUUUAAUUUUUUAAAAUGGCAAUUGAAACGGGAAGUGAAAAGUUAAGGUGUGACAAUGAUUCUUUU
Messenger RNA from Benincasa hispida (wax gourd), 529 nucleotides. The record is from RefSeq and is a predicted model, not a curated record. Lineage: Eukaryota; Viridiplantae; Streptophyta; Magnoliopsida; Cucurbitales; Cucurbitaceae.